AUGUUUAAAAACAUAGAAAAUUUAAAACAAGAACAUAGUAAAGAUAAUCAAUCUAAUGAAAAUUAUAAAUUAUAUCCAGAUAAAUUUGAAACAUUAUACUUAAUAGAUUCUACCAAAGAAUUACUUCAUCCAUUAUCUAAAAGUAUAUCUGGAUCUAGUUUAUCAACAUCUACUGUUGAUAUCAAUCGAGUGAAUAAUAAUAAUAUAUCAACAAUAGAUAUUCAUCCACAAUCUACAAUACAUAAUUUUCUACCCUCUAGUCAAAAUUCUAAUAAUUCUCUCUCUUCAUAUGAAUAUACUAUGCGAACAAAUAGUUUAACAGAAAAUAUAUCAACCAAUCCGCAAACUGUAUCAUUUCAGUUAUCUAGCAAUAUAGACAAUUCAUCCAAUAUACUAAUUAAUAAUGAAAAUAUAGACGCUAAUGAAAAUUUAUUAACCAAUCAACAAUCAACAUCAUCCCCAUCAAAUUAUAUGAAAAUUCAAAAUUAUUUAUUGAAAACACUUGAUAGUCCACAUGAUUUAAGUUAUACUAAUUCUUCUGCAUCUAUUUCACAAUCAUCACAAAUAAAGUUAACUAAUAAUUGUAAUUCAUUAGAUCUAUCUGAUCAACUAGGUAUCACAACUUAUAUUGAUGAUAAUGGUCAAAAUUAUAUUAUAACAACAUCAUAUAGUAAUCAAUCCAAAUUAAAACAAAAACAACAACAACAACAUAUUCAAGAUCCACGGAUUGAAUUAAAUUUUCUAUGUAAUCAGAUAAAUAAUAAUGCUAUGAUAUCAUCUUCAUUCAAUGAUUAUAACAAUAAUAAUAAUAAUAAUAAUAAUAAUAAUAAUAAUAAUAAUAAUAAUAAUAAUAAUAAUAAUAGUAACAGAACAACAGAAAUCCAACUUCCAUCAUUAACAAAUUGUAUAUCGGAAUCGUUUUUAUCAACAGAUCUCAUGACAAGUUCAUCCAUUGAUUCUACUGUAGCAGCUGCAUCAAACGUAAUGAGUUAUAUUUAUCAAAAUGGUUCAUUAAAUUAUGGUAAUACAGAACAAUUAAAAAAUUUAAAUUGUUUAAAUAUACGUACAUUAAAUCAUUGGAAUUCACUUGAAUUUAAUUUAAAUGGAAGUAUAGAUCAAUUGACAAAUUAUACUAAUUCACAAUUAUAUGAACCUAAUACCACUAAUACUAAUACAAUUACUACUAGUAAUAAUAAUGAUACUGAUAAUGUAACUAACAAUACCAGUAAUAGUGAUACUAAUAAUAAUGAUAAUAACCAUAAUGUAUUAAGAAUAGAUGAUAAUUUAUUGAAACUUCAUCAAUCUGGUCAACAGCAACAAUAUCCCUUACAACAAUUACAAAGUGUAAAUAAUUCCAUUAUUUCGCAUUCAAAUACUGUACAAUCAAAUAAUUUAAAAAAUCAUAAUGGUUUAGUUACUUCAUUCAUUCUUGAAGAUGUUAAACCAAGAUUUCAAGAAAGUAACACAAUUAAACACAAUCAUAAUACUAGUCCUGCAAUAAAUACUACACAUCAUUCUACAACCGAUAUUAUCAUGGUUGGAUUUAAUAACAGUACAUCUGUAAAUCAUCAAUCAAGUCAUGUAAAUGAUGUAAAUCUAAAAAAUACCGUAGAUAAUUUAAACACGAAUAACAGCAACAUUAGCAGUGCUAGUAAUAAUACUAAUAACAAUAAUCAACCAAGAACUUCAUUUACAGAAAAUUUAAAUUACAGGUCAACUCAAUUACAAAAUUGUUAUAAUUAUGUUCAGUCCGAAGUGAAUUAUAAACCUGAUCUGAAAAUCCAAACAUCAAGUAUGCAACAUGUGCAAGGACAUCCAUAUAAUCCAACUCUCAUGAAUGGUUCAUUAGUUUCAUCACAUAUGAAUAAUGAAGCAUUAAGUUUACAAAAAGCUUUGUCUAAUAUGCAUGCAAGACAUGAUAUAAUUUCACAUUCUAUUCAAGAAAUGGAAGAAAUUAAUACAAAAGUAUUAGCACAUCGUAUAAGUUCAGAAUUAAAACGUUAUAGUAUACCACAAGCUGUUUUCGCCCAACGUAUUUUAUGCAGAAGUCAAGGCACAUUAUCUGAUCUAUUAAGAAAUCCUAAACCUUGGAGUAAAUUAAAAUCUGGUCGUGAAACGUUUCGAAGAAUGUGGAAAUGGUUACAAGAACCAGAAUUUCAACGAAUGUCCGCUUUACGCUUAGCUGAAUCUGAUCUGAGAUAUACUGGUCCUGUAGUAUGUAAACGAAAAGAAUCAGAACAUAUCAAGUUGUCAGAAAGUCGUCAGCCUAAAAAGCCACGUCUUGUUUUUACCGAUAUACAAAGACGAACUUUGCAGGCUAUAUUCAAAGAAACCAAGCGACCUAGUAAAGAAAUGCAGUCUACAAUAGCUCAACAACUUGGAUUACAAGUUUCAACAGUAGCAAAUUUUUUUAUGAAUGCUCGUCGUCGAUCACUAGAUAAAUGGCAAGAAGAUACGAGUAAACUGUCGAGUACGAUUAAUUCACCAUCGGAUUCCCCAUACAGUCGUAGUGAAGAACAUGGGCAACAGUCAAGUAUGAUCCAUAAUUUAUGUUGUUCACAAGAUGGUGAUUUCAGUAAUUGCACACCUUAUUCAUUACCAUGUAGGCGUCAACCUGGAUGUUCACAAUCAAUUAAUACUCCAGUAUCAACAUUAAAAACAUUGGAUAAUAGUUUCAUUCCAGGGAAUCCAACAGAAUUGGAACGAAUGACACGAAGUAAUAGUUUAGCUUCUUGUAAUAGUUUUACAAAACCUAGUAAUCAUUUACCAUUAACUUCGAAUCUUGCAAGAACAGUAUUAAGUAACAAUAAUGAUAAAAUUGAUUUAUUUAAAUGUGAUAAUUCAAGAAAUAAUAUGAUCACAUUAGAACACAGUACAUUUAAUGCACUGAAUUCAACUGAUAAUCCUUCAACUAUUCCAACUGUUAUUUAUGCAUCACAAGAUUCAACUUGUGAACAACAACAAAUGGAUGCGGAAAAUUUUUCAAAUAAUUACUCUUUACAUUUAACAACACAAAUUCAACAUUCAUUUCCACAUCAACUACAAUCACAACAAGAACAUCAGCAAUCACAGCAGUCGAAUCCUUCUCCUUCUCUUCUUCAUCGUCAUCAUUCACAGAGUUCAUCGCAUCCUAUGAAUACACAAUUAGUACCAUUAUCUUCAUCUUCAUCAUCAGCAUCAUCAUCGCAUCACUUGAGGUUUCCAUUGGAUAUAUUAGAUCAGAAUAAUGGUACUAAUAAAUGCUCAACUGGCAAUAGUAGGUUACAUAAUUCUGAGCAUGAAACUAUUCAUAAUAAUAAUAGUAGUAAUAAUAGCCACAACCUAACUAAAUCAAUUUAUCCAUAUUGCAAUUCACAAGCAAAUUAUACAUCCCCUGUAUCAGGUAAUUUACAUUUACAUCAUGCGCAUUUAAAUCUAUUCAAUACUGCUACUCCUGCUAGUACUGCUCCUGCUACUGCUACUACUACUACUACUACUGCGACGACGAUGACGAAUGUCAGUAGCAAUAAUCUUAUGCAUAACAAUAAUAAUCAGUUUCUAAUGCGUGAUUUAACUGAUAGUCAACAGUUUGAUCAUCGUUUCUUAAGUACGAUGACCAGUGGGCAGUUAACAUUAACUGAACAAGCUUUAGAACUAUGCUCUUCAUUAGCUGCUGCCAAUGCUAUCUCAUUUAAUAAUAAUAACAAUAUAAUUCAUUUGACCAGUGAAAAACCAAAUCAUUUCCAUGCUAAUUCAGAAAUAAAACUUUCACAUGAAUUAAAUGGAUCAGUCGAUAUAAACAAUAUUGUUUUGAAUAAUAAUAAUAUUCGUACUGAAAAUGAUGUGAAAAGUACAGACAGAUUGACAAACGACAUUAGUAAUGAUAACAAUAAUAAUAAUAGUCAUGAGGAUAACAAUGAUGAUCAACACUGUCACCGCCAACAACAAUAUCACCAAAUAGAUUUAAUGAGUAAAUUAAAUUUAUCAAUAAAUGAAUGUAAUCAACUACGCUUACUACCAUCAAAUGAUUUAUCCAGACGUCUCUAUUUCUCUAAUAAUGAGUUUAUCGAUCAGAUGAAACAAACAAAUAACGAAAUAAUUGAUCAAAAUAAUGAUACAAAUAAUAAUAAUCUCGAUGAAGUUGAAGAUCAAGAUGAGUGUGUUGAAGACAUAGAUGAUGACGAUGACGAGGAGGAGGAUGAUGAGGAAGAUGAUAACGAGGAGGAAGUCCAUGCAGAAUUAUAUGAGGAUGAGGCGAGGAUCUCAGAAGAAGAAGAUAACGAUGACGAUGUUAAUACAAUAAAUAGAGACAAAAAACAAUGUACGAGACAUGAUUUGAAUUCUAAUUCAAAUGACUAACUCAUUUUUAUUCCUGUUAUUAGGUAUCCAAAAAGAGGACUUCGAAGUAUAUCUUUCAUAAUUCGUUCAUACUUUUUAUGUGAACCCGCAAACUGGUACCGUUACAGUUGUAGUUUCAUGAAAAAAUUAAUCAGAAAUCAAAGUGUAUCCAUCAUUAUAUUCAUGAACUGAUUGAUGAACACAAGACUUUAAAUAACAAUUAGUAAUCGUUUAAGUCAUAUCUACGUUUAUCCUUUGUUUAGAUAUCUGUUAAUUGUCCCCUAAUAAUCAGUAGUAUGUUUUAAUGUUGAAUCAAACUGAAAUAUAAUGUUCACUGUUGAAUCUCUCCGUAAAAUGUGUUUUUUUCCUUUUAAUAGAUCAACUUUUGUUGCACUUUCUUAUUUUUAUAUUUGUGUGCAUUUGUACCGACUGUUCUUCUUUACCGUUUCCUCUUUAACUGUUUUGCACGUUUGUGUUAUUUCUCUCGUUAGUUUACUUUUAUUUAUUCAUAUUUUUCAAUAUAGUUAGUUCAACUACUUUUUUUCACUCAAGUAUUCUCAAUUUCUUAUUUUCUUUGGAAAAAAAGAUUUUGUUCUGUCUGAAUAAAUUAUCAUUACUAUGUAGGUGUAUAGGCUGAUACAAAAAGAUGGAGGUAAUUAGUGAUAGCAAUGGUAACAUUAAUAAUAAUGACAAUAAAAAAUAUAAAACACAACAGUCUUUCAUAAAAACAAAACUGCAUUCAAAAUCACAUGAGACAUCCUAUGUAAUAAAGAGUAAUAGACAUCAGUUUUAUUCUGGUCGUUAUGUAUUCAUAUAUAUGAGAUAUGUUACAUGUACUUAUUUAUGUUUGGGAUUCUUUCAUUCUGUAUCAUAUAUAAUUGAAAAAAAGGUGUACAAAAGUAAAGUAAUUAGUGUAUAGUAUAAUUCUUCGAUCAAUCCCUCUUAUUUAUUAUUCGUAACCAUUAAAAUUAUUGUUUGUCAAAUCCCUGUAUCUUUUUCUUUCUCUACAAUAGUAAAUACAAUGUGAACGUUUACAUAUUCUAUCUAAUAAGAAUAAAUCUUAUUUUAUACGGAACUUUAUUAAUUGAUCUUUAGAUCAUUGAAAGAUUAAUAAUCGUUAAUUAGUAUUAAUACCUCAAUAAAUGUAAAGUAUUCAUAUUUCUCUAUAAAUUCAAUCUUAUGUGUAUGAAAUAUGGAAACAGUAUUGUUUUGUUUAAAGAUAUGUUAUAAUGUCUUCCAUAAUGUUUACCGAGAGGGGGGAGAAAGAAUGAAAAAAAACUAAAGAUAUAAUAAUUGAAAAAAAUAAAAUAAAAAAAGAUGACCGUUAAUUUAUACACAAUAUUUUUGCUUUUUUUUUUUAAAUCUUCACAAAAGUGUCUAUGUAUGAAUGUUUAUAUCGUAAAUGUGAUGUUUAAAACUCGGUGUAAUAAAUAAAUAAAUAGAUUACCAUUGUAAAAAAGUAAGAAGAAAUAACUAGGCAUUGAAAAAAAUAGAUAGAAACCUUUUUUGUGUUUUGAUGUUAUCAUAAUAUUUUAUUGUUUCAUGGAAGAGAAAUAAAUCACAGAAAAUGUAUUACACAGAAACAUUUUCUCAAUGUUAACCCCAUUACCCUUUUUCAAUUUUUGGGUGAAAUUUUGUUGUUCUUUUCUCUUUUGUUUCUGUUUCUUCGUCUUGAAUUUGUAGAAUUAUUUUUUAUGAUUCUUCUUGUCUUCCUCCUUCUCACACAUUAUUUCGCGUGCUUUUUUUCCACCUUCAAGUUUAUUUGUUCUCAACUAUUCUUAAUGUUUUUUUGUUUUAUUUUCAAUCCAUUUCAGUCUAUUUUGUUUGUUAUAAAUUUCAGUAACAAUAUUUAUAUUUGUUAUGAUGAUAUGGUUUUUUGGUUUAAAAAUCUACUUUAUUUGAUCUUGAGUUAUUUAU
This is a messenger RNA of Schistosoma rodhaini, 6234 nucleotides long. The record is from the annotation of a GenBank genome assembly. Lineage: Eukaryota; Metazoa; Platyhelminthes; Trematoda; Strigeidida; Schistosomatidae.